CCGACCCGACCCGGCUUUGCUCGCUUCCCCUCUCUGUUUGCACCAAACCCCCCCCCCCCCGUAGCAAUCGACGGCCUGGAUUCGCCGACCAUAGUCUCCGAUAGACGACGUCAUUUCCCGGCCAUACGUUCCAUCUAAAAACACUCACAUGUAUAUCUAUAUCUAGGUCGGGUUUCUGAGGACCAGUCGACGUUCAUGGCCUCUUCAGACGAAGAAGAUGAAUCCCUCGCCCAAUUCCUCGAAUCAGAGGUCCUUGCGUUCUCCGACCAGGAUGAAGGAGUUGAGGAGGAGGAAGAAGAAAGAGCCUUUAAGAAAAUGAGGUUUGCAAAAGACGAGGAUGAGAUAGAGGGAAUGGAGAAGUAUAAGCUUGAGGAGGAACAUAAGAAAGUAGCAAAAAGAGUUAUUGUUGAAGAGGCAGGACAAGUAGAAUCAGUAGUGUCAUCUCCAUUGUCAAGUGGAUCAUUGGAGAUGAACAAUACAUAUAAUAAAGAAAGAAAAAGCAGUGCUAGCAGAUGCAAUGCUCUUUGGGCUCUCAGGUGGAUGGAAACCGGUGUUUUUUGCAAAAUACCUCCUGAAUGUCUUCAUCACAUACUCAAAUUCCUUUCCUCAGAGGAUCUUGCUGCUUGUUCUCUCUCCUGUAAAUUCUUAAAUUAUGCUGCAUCUGAUGAAUCAUUGUGGCGUCGACUUUAUUGUAUGAGGUGGGGUCUCCUUCCACCAAAUAGACCACGGGAAUGUGCUUGGAAGUUGAUGUACAUUCAGCGAGAUACGGAUGACAUGGCUGAGUUUGUUAAGCACUGUCCAUCUGAAUUCAAACAAUAUUACAUCCAAAUGCAAGCAGCAAAAAGAAGUCAAGCUCCUCUUCUUUCACAGGUCAACGAUGAUCAUAUAAUACUUGACAAGACCGUUGCUGACCAAAUCUCCAUUUGGAAGAAAAACAAAGGAUUUAGUGAUGAAGUGUUUGCAGAUCAUGCUUGCUCUGGGGAGACAUGCACUUACUAUCAAAUUAAUGAUGUGUUUGUUUGUGAGAAUACUGGACAUGUGCAUGUAUGUGAUGAUGCAUGCAAAGAAGUCGUUCUUGAUCCAACAAAUGAACUCUUGGUGUGCACGAUUUCAGGUCACUGCUUUGACAGAAUGUUGUCACCAUCAGAAAUAGAAGCAGAUGCGGAACUGCAGCAGGCCAGCGGGAUUGAUGAAGCGGAACCAUUCAUGGGAUCUGGUCGAUUCGCACGAGCUUAUUCGUUGGGUUACAACUGUGAUGAUGAGAAGGAACUAGAAGCUGCUUUGAGGUUCUGCUGAAUGGGGAGUAUAUUGAUUGUAUGUAUAGUUCUGUAUCAACUUUGGGACACUGGACCAUAGCGACAGAGAGGGGAGAGUUGGUCCUCUAUGAGACUGGCUGGACCGCGACAGAGUGAUGUUCCAAUAAUGGUGUUUUACUCAUAGUUAUUGUUAUUAUGACUUCAUAAUAAAAACAAUCUUUCUAUUACCUAAAAUCUUUGUUAGUUGUACUCUGUAGUAGGCAAUGUAGUAUGAUUGGCUUUUAUUGUAAG
This is a messenger RNA of Cuscuta campestris, 1547 nucleotides long. The record is from the annotation of a GenBank genome assembly. NCBI's taxonomy places the organism in Eukaryota, Viridiplantae, Streptophyta, Magnoliopsida, Solanales, Convolvulaceae.